ACAAACAUAGAGAGAUUUAACCAUUUGCUAACAUGUCUAAAGGAUGAUGCAUUAGGUACUGUGAAAGCUUUUCAAAUUUCGGAUCUAAAUUAUGAGAAGGCAUUGAUUAGUCUAAAAAACGUGUACGAUAAUAAAUGUUUGAUCUUUUUUGACACGAUUUCUCAGCUGUUUGACCUCCCGCAGGUAUCAAAACCCUCUGCAUCAGGCUUGAGCUCUCUUAUAGAUGAAAUAUCGGCCCUCUACGCAUCGUUAAAGUCCUUGGGUAGUGAAAAGGAAAUAAACAACGCAAUUUUUAUUCACAUAGCAAUGUCCAAAGUAGAUCACACAACAAAAUCCAGAUUUGAGGAACAGCUAGAUUAUAAUACGUUGCCGACAUGGUCUGAUUGUGCGACUCUGUUGAAUCGGCGAUAUCAACAUUCAGCUGCUGAAGAGUCAACCAAAAGUAGAGGGAAGCCUAACCAAGGUUUGUGACGAACACGGUGUAGUGGAUACCGACUGGUUGCAUACUCUGCCUACGGGAACGGCCUAGCUCAGGGAAGAGGCAAGGGGGUCGGUUACUUCCUAAUCAGCAUCACCGCCACACAAUAAAAAUUUGUAGACAGAGUUAGGAAAGGGGCUACAGUCUUCUGGAACGAUACGAAGUCGAGACAGGAAACCUUGCUGUUGGAAGAACUAAGGUGGUGAGGUUUUUCUGCUUUUCCCGCCCUUCCUGUAAAGAAACAACAACGAAUUGCUGCUGUCCUUACCCAUCUAUAUUGAAAUCGAUCAGCUCAGGUGCCCAUAAAAAUUAUAAAUUUACUUCAUUUCCAAUAUAAAAAUUCAAUACAAAAACAUAAUUGCUUCUUCUUCAGACUCAUGAUUAACCUAAACCCUUACUCCUAAUUGGUCCUAAUUCCACAAAAUGAGUUUAAUCUAGCUUAAUUUACAAAUUGGAAUGUAAUAUAAAAAUGCGUAGAUAAAGAAUUAUUUGUAUGUAUGUAAAGUAGGAGUUAAGGUAGAACGUCUAUCCAAUCAUUUGGAUAUGGACUGACUAUUCAUAUUUUUUUUUCUUCUCUAGAGCCACUGUUACAUGAUCAAGUCACAAUGUUUACUCACGCAACCAUCCCUCGAAGUCCGCAGGCCUGUAGACGAGAACGCUGGAUGUUUUGGGGUGAUCAGGUUAAAUGCGAAUUAGAUUAUGGAGUUUUGAUGUACAUGUUGCCAAAAUCUUAUCAAUGCUCUACAGGAAAAGAAGAUGAGUCUAGGUUCGUCGGGAGGAGAGGGCUGCCGCAGAAGAUGUACAGCGACAACGCCACGAACUUCGUGGGAGCGAGCAACGUGCUCAAGGAUCUGAGCGCAGCGUUUCACCGCAUUCAGGAACAGUUGAGAGGAUACGCGGCUCAGAAAGGCGUCGAGUGGUAUUUCAUACCGCCGAGGUCACCACACUUCGGAAGACUGUGGGAGGCAGCAGUCAAGGCCGCCAAACACCGACUGCUGCGAGGAGUCGGCAACGCCAAGCUGACAGCGGACGAGCUCAGCACCCACCUGGUCGAGGUAGAAGCGCUGCUCAUUUCUCGACCAAUCGCGUCGCCAGGCAACGAUCCCAACGACGGAGAGGCCCUGACUCCAGGACAUCUAAUUAUCGGACAGCCUCUGAUCACGCUGCCGCAAGAGUCCGGCAUAGGCGGAAUCUCCAGCAAGGCCAGUUGCGGAUAUUUGAGGCGGUGGCGAAUGCUGUCCGAUCUCAAGCAGCAGUUUUGGGCCAGCUGGUCCAAGGACUACAUCGCCAGCAUGCAGCAUCGCAACAAGUGGUGCGUCGAGGGCCGCAAUCUGGAGGUCGGGUGCCUGGUGCUCGUGCACGAGGACAACAUGCCCCCGCAAAGGUAGCUUACAGGUCGCGUGGUGGCAACAACAGUCGGUGAGGACGGAAGAGUGCGUGUGGCGGAGGUACGGACGUCAGGCGGCAUCAUCGAGCGCGCCGUCCACAAGCUGGCAUUGCUGCCAGUAAGCAACGCUCCUAAUGAGGAGGUUAAAGCGCCGGAGGCCUUCAACGGGGCCGGAAUGUUAGAGCAGUAGAUUAAGUUUUAUUGUUAGUUUUAAGGAUAGAUGAAAAGAAAGAAUUAAUUGAAUUAACAUUACCCGUCGGACCUCGAAGCAGCUGGCAGCA
Molecule: messenger RNA, 2146 nt
Organism: Drosophila eugracilis
Lineage: Eukaryota; Metazoa; Arthropoda; Insecta; Diptera; Drosophilidae
Exons: 2
Coding region: 1084-1866 (260 amino acids)
Molecular function (GO): nucleic acid binding
Source: RefSeq, a predicted model, not a curated record